Molecule: messenger RNA, 5426 nt
Organism: Aphidius gifuensis
Lineage: Eukaryota; Metazoa; Arthropoda; Insecta; Hymenoptera; Braconidae
Gene: EndoA
Product: endophilin-A
Exons: 12
Coding region: 439-1668 (409 amino acids)
Biological process (GO): synaptic vesicle uncoating
Cellular component (GO): glutamatergic synapse; cytoplasm; presynapse
Molecular function (GO): protein binding
Source: RefSeq, a predicted model, not a curated record
CUCUCUUUUUAUCGUAUAUAUUUAAGCUCAAAAAAAAAAAAGAUAUUAUAUGAGGUGCAGUAUUUUCGAUUCUUUGUACAAGCUCCAUCACAGUAGUCAUUGUACAAGUUAACCGGGAACCGACCUACACACCAUCAUCAUCCCCUUUUAGUUUAUUCGCCACGCGCGUUAUUAUUUCAUAUAACUUUAUCAUAAAAAAAAAAGCUUUCAUCAUUAUAUUUUAUAAGUAAUACAUUGAAUUGACAAAUGUACAUAAUUAUACAUUAAAUAAACAAAAAAAAAAUGAUUAUUUAUAUUAAAUAUAUCAUUUUAAAUAAACAAAUUUGUGACAAUUAAAUUUACAGUGCGAUUGUGAUAUUAUUUUUGGAUAUUAUAUUUUUUAGGCCCAGAGGCCGUCAAUUUAAACCAGCGAAUUAGAAAAAUAAAAAAACAUACAUCAUGGCGUUUGCUGGGCUUAAAAAGCAGAUAAACAAAGCUAAUCAAUACAUGACAGAAAAAAUGGGUGGUGCAGAGGGAACAAAGCUUGACGUGGACUUUGUGGAUAUGGAAAGAAAAACAGAUGUUACUUGUGAAUUGGUAGAAGAAUUACAAUUAAAAACGAGAGAAUUUUUGCAACCAAAUCCAACAGCAAGAGCUAAAAUGGCUGCUGUAAAAGGCAUCAGUAAGCUCAGUGGACAAGCAAAAGCAUCAACUUAUCCACAACCAGAAGGUACACUUGGUGAUUGUAUGCUUUUGUAUGGUAAAAAAAUGGGAGACGAUAGUAUAUUUGCCCAAGCAUUGAUAGAGAUGGGAGAAGCAAUGAAACAGAUGGCUGAUGUUAAAUAUUCUCUGGACGAUAAUAUAAAACAAAACUUUCUUGAGCCACUGCACCAUCUGCAAACUAAAGAUUUAAAAGAAGUGAUGCAUCAUCGGAAGAAACUUCAAGGUCGUCGAUUAGAUUUCGAUUGCAAAAGAAGACGUCAAGCAAAAGAAAAAAAAUAUGGACGCAACAAUUUGCGUACAGGUUCUCACGUUUCAGACGAUGAGAUACGCCAAGCUGAGGAAAAAUUUGCAGAGAGUCUACAUCUUGCACAGAUGGGAAUGUUCAAUUUGCUUGAAAAUGAUACAAACACAAAUUUUCAGGUCGAACAAGUGGCCCAGCUGGCAACUUUCAGUGAGGGAUUACUUGAGUAUCAUCAACAAUGUGUUGAAAUUCUUAAAAUUUUGACAGAAACACUCUUAGAAAAAAAAGACGAAGCUGCAAAUAGACCAAAGAUGGAAUUUGUUCCAAAAACACUUGCAGAUCUUCAAGUCGAGGGAAUUUCACAGGAUGGAAUUAACGGUGGCAACUUCUUCAUGCCUGGCUCACAAGCUGGUUCACCAGUUCAAGGUGAGGGAAAACGAUCGCAACUUGAACUAUUUCCAGCUGGUAAUCCACCAACAUCUACUAAUGCAUCACCCUUGCCAUCACCGAGUAAGUCACCAGCAAGGACACCAGUACCAAAAGUACCAUGUUGCACAGCACUCUAUGAUUUCGAACCAGAAAAUCCUGGCGAGCUUGGAUUCAAGGAAAAUGAUAUGAUUACGUUGAUACAAAAAAUUGAUGACAACUGGUACGAGGGUACUGUUAAUGGACGUACUGGUUAUUUUCCAGUAUCAUAUGUACAAGUUGUACAACAAUUGCCAUAAACAAUAUUAAUUAUUAAUUCCAAAGAUCAUGCAUUUUAUUGAAAUUUUGCGUAAACGAUUGACACAAUAAAUAAAUUAAUAAGUUAAUUAAAAAUAUUCAGGAGAUAUAAGUGGAUUAUGAAAAAUAUUUAAACAAGUAAAAACAAUAAUAUUUAAAAAAAAAAUAAUACCAGUCUUAUAUAGCCUAAUACUAUAUCACAUAUUUGCGUUAUGGUUUUAAGCUUUUAUUCCUUGGCAAAAAAAAUGAAAUGAUAAAAAAUUUACGUAAUUAUUAUAUUUAACAAAAAAAUAUCUGAUGGUUCUUAAAUUCACGUGUUAUCUUUCCCAAAUAACUUUUUUUCCCUCUAUACCAUGUUAUUAAUGUACAUAUAUAUACAUAAUUAUAUGAAAUGUUACAGUGUCUUUUACUGACAUAAAAAAAAAAUAAAAAAUUACAAAAAAAAAAAACUACUUUCCGAGGGUGCGCGAAAUUAUAUAUAUUAAUUAUUGAAUAUAAUACAAAUUGUUUUGACAAAAAGAAAAAAUGAAAUGAAAUGAAAAAUAGAUCCUUUAAUUUAAUCAUUUAUUUUUGCUGAGAUUUGAUUGAUUCGUUGUUACGUUGAACAAAAAAUAUUAACUGAUUUUUGGUUAUUUUAAAAAAUUUAUUUACAAAAUUUUUUUUGUUUUUUGAAUUCAACAAAAUAUAUUAAAUGCCAAUUAUAACGGGAAAUGAUUUUUUAAUUUGUUGAGAAAAUUAUGGAUAAAUAAAUCUCACGCACAAAUUUAAAUAAUUAAAUUUCAUAUUUGAAAAUUAAAAUAGUAUUUCGUAGUUAAAUAAUUUAUAAAAAAAAAAUUAUUAACGAAUCAGUCAAUCGUGAUUGGAAAUUAUUGACUCAAUUGGCUUUUUUUUUGUUCGUUGUUUUAAAAAUGUUAAUUUAGAAAAAAAAUGGUACUCGGUAAAUUAAUUUAAAGUAAUGAUUUUUUAAUUUGACAAAUGCGACAUAUUAAUUUAAAAUAAAUUAGCGUAUUUUGUCGCACAGUAUUUUAUUCAUUCCUGAAUAUUCAAAAUAACGAUAAUUUUCUUCGUAAUUAUUUUUUUUUUUUUAGUUAAAAUAAGUUUUAACGAAAGAAUGAGAAAAAAACAGAUAAUGUAACGUAAGAUUUUUAGAUGAAUUUAUGUAAACUGAUUUUAGUAAUUUUUAAUUUAAUUUUUUUUUUUCGUGUAGUCGAGAAAAUGCCAAGGAUAUCUUCCACGACUUAAGUCUUAUUAUUUUUUUUUUUAUUAGUAAUUAUUGUUAUUAAAAACGAAUUUGUUUAAAAAGAAAAAAUAAUCGCAUGAUAAAAAAAAAAUUCAUCAAUCAUUUUGUACACUUUUUUCAUUGUCGCAUGUUUUUAUUUUAUAUAUUUUUUUCUCUUUUAAAUUUAUCAAAUUAUUUACUCCCUCAUCUCCCGCAAAAAAAAUAAAAAUAAACAAAUAAAAAUUGAUUUGAAAAAAUCGUACUUCAUAUCGACAGUUUUAUUUGCCAUAAAACUGGUAAAUUUAACAAUGAAAACAAAAAAUAAAUAAAUAAAAUAAUGAAAGUAAUUAUACGAGAAACAUGAAAUAAAAAUUGGAUUAAAUUAAUUAUCCGGUGGUUCAGUUAUACUCUAAAAACCAAUAAAUUUAUAAAACGUUUGAAGACUAUUUAAAAAGAAAAAAAAAAUAUAUAAUUAUGCAAAAAAAAUUGACUAUUAAUACCGAUGGGUUGGAGUAAGAGAAAAAUGACAUAAAUUUAGAAAAUAUAACGAAACAUAUAUCACGUAUAUAAGUAAAAAAAAAAUAUAUAUAUAAUUAAUUAAAUAAAUAACUAAAUUGAAUUGACGAUAGAGAUGUUAAUAAAGAUGAUGAUUGGAGUCGAUUAUACUUAGCUUAAAUUACGCUUAUAAUUAUUUCGAAAAAAAUUUCCAUACAAAUUUUUAAUUUGGCAAUGAUUAUUGAUUUAAAUUAAAUAAAUACAUAUAAAUGAAAAAAAAAUUGUUUAAAUAAUAAUUCAGUUACAAAGCAAUAAGCUUGCAAUUUUUUUUAAUUUUUUUUUUAUCAUGUUUUAAUUUAUUUUAUUCGUGAAAAUAUGAAUUUUAAUUAUUUGUAAUUAUUCCGUCGACUCGAGAAUGAAAGAGUAAAAAAUGACAAAGAAAAUAAUGAAGAGAAUAAUAAUAAUAAUAGAUAAAUAAUAAUUGCAAAGAAUUUGCAAGUUUAAAAAAAAAAUAAUAAUAAAGACUUGGCCGGUCGACUUUUGAAAUUUUUAAACAAAUUAUUUAUUAUAUAAAUGUUGAAUGGACAUUGUUUUAAAAAUAAUUUCACAAUGAAAUGAAUAAUAAUUAAUAUUUAAAAAAUAAAUAAAAUAAAAAAGUUCAAAAAUUGAUUUAUUCAAUUUAUAAAAUAAACGGUCUAAAUAAUAAAAAAAUACAGUGGAGUAACAAAUAAUAUUAUUUUGUUUUUAUUUUUUCAAUGAUAAAUAUUAAUUUGAUAAUAUUGUCCGGCCUUUUUUUUAAUUGAUUGAUUAACUUUUUUUUAAAAUGCAAAAUCAAAUAAGUGGAUGACAAAAUAUAAAUUAUCAAAUUCACAGCCACUGUCAAUUAACAAAAAAAAAAAAAAAAUUAAUAAAAAAUAUACGACAUAAAUGGGUAGAAUUGCAAAUAAAAAAAAAAGCAAUAUUAGAUUCAUCGAAUUGAUUAAGUAUGAUUAAAAAUAUCUACUUGAAUGUUGAUUAAAAAAAAAUAUAUAAGAAAAAUUAAUAAUAAAUAUUGAAAGGAUUUAAAAAAAAAAAAAGCGGAAUUGGUCUGAGUUUAAUGCAAGCUGCGAACCGAAAUAUUUCUUAAAUGUCUCCCAAAUUUCUACCCAAAAAAAAUAAAAAUAAAAAAAAAAGACAAGUAAAUAAUUUUUAAAUUAAUAAAAAAGAUAUUUAAAUAAAAAUUAAUAAAAAAAUAUCUACAAAAAGAAAACAAAAAGUUAAAAAAAAAAUUGGUAUUCUAUUCUAUAAAUGUUGGCUAUUGUUAAAUGUUGAAUAUUGUUCAUCGCGAGGUAGUCCUCAGGCCCCGAUAAUAACAUUUUGAAAUCAUAAAAAAUAUAAUUGAUAAAUCAUAUUCAAUAGAAUCGCACCCUCAUUCAUCAAAUUAAUUGUUAUAAAUAAUUUAAAUAAAUAAAUCCUACAGAAUUUAAAGUGGGACCUGAUGAUGAAGCCUUCGCAUUUUUAAUUAUAAAUUUAAGGAACGUAUUCAAAUAAUUUUAACAUUAAAAUUUAUUGACUGUAUAAACAGUUUUAUGAAUUUUAAUUAUUAUCAAAAUGUUAAAAAUUAUUUGAAAACAAUCCCCGACUGCUUGGGGAUCGAAUGAACAUCAGUUUGUUCGGUUCGUUGCAAGAUAAAUAAAUAAAAUCAUCGCUCUGCAUCGUCGAUCAAUUAAUUGGUAUUUAAUUAAAUUAAAAAAAAAACAUAAAUAAUUUAAAUUAUUGUUAAAAUAAAAUUAUAAAAUAACGAUCGAUUGAUGUAUGAAGAGUGAUACUUUCUGACAAUACAUUACAAUUAAUUAAACUUUUACUGCUAAAUUUAAAAAUCUAAAUGAUAAUUAAAAACUCUGAUUUUAAAUAAAAAAAAAAAAAAAAAAAAAACAAAUGGUAUAUUAAAAAAGUUGAAAAAAAAAAAUGUGUAUACAUGAAGAAAAUUUCAAGUGAGAACAAUUCCGGUCAAUGCUAAAUCAAUAUUAUGAUAAUUACAAAAUAAAGUGUGCUCUAUGUCAUUGA